CUUGGUGAGUAUUGAUCAGUUUGCUUUCAUUCGGUAAAGAUGCCACUGCAAUUCCAGUCACUGCUGCUGAAGAAUUAAUAAACUUAGAUCACGAUAUGUGCUCUGCAACUUUGGGUCGAUGUCCUUUGUUCAGUUUUUUCAUUCAUAAAAUUAUGAUUUCUUCCAGAUUAGGAAGAAUUCAGUUUGUCUUUCUGAUUUCUGGACAGGAAUCCUCUUGCAUGAAAACUGUCUUGGCAAUUUUGCAUGAAAAUAUUCUACCUUCUGAGUGUGUUCAUCAGCCAUGUAGAUAUCUCUCUUCUCUCUCUUAAGUGAAGAAACUACUGCAGCUAACCAGGACUUGAUUCUGUGGCACCCUUUUUUUUUUUUUGGCCAUUUUUCUACGGCAGCCCGAAAGUUCCAUGCCCGUCUCUUUUGCCACACACAAUGGCUGAAAUAUCCUGAAAAAUGACUUUCCUUUCCUUUCUUUUCUUUUCCUUCUCCCGAAACUUGAAAAUAAUUCCUAUCAUAUCUUCACUCAUCAACAAAAAGUAAUUUGUGUCCUGUAAGGGAAAAUAUAAAAAAUGUGGGUCAGCUAUUGAGAGUUGAGGAGACCCUUUUUCUUUUAUGGCCCCUUAGAACUAUUGUCCAUUGUUAUAUCCAUACUUUUUCAUGUAAAAUUAGUGCAUUUCUUGAGCAUUUCUGCUCUCAGGAAAUAGGGUUCUUCAAUACAACUGAUAUCAUGAUUCAUGACACUGUUAUUGGCAACACCCUCUCCUCUUAUUAGUUCACUUUCGGAUUUCUCCAAGUUUUCAAAUUACCAAUUUCAUCAGUUUUUGAAUGAGACUAUAGUUCCUGGGACCAUGACAAACUCAUGAAUGAGGAAAGGCGUUUUCUGAGAACAACAACCUGCAGCCACCUCUUAAACUCGGCUUUAAGCAUGUUUUGAUCAUUCAACGACCAUUUGUUCCUACGAGAAGGAUUAUUACCAGCCUUUCUGAAACAACUAUGAAUGAGUUUGGUACUGAGAGAUCAAGGCCAUGGAACAUAUACACAAGUUCAGAUCCGAGUCCAUCUCAAGCAGUAGUCGAUAGGGAAACUCCCUGGAAAAGCUUCGGGGCGUCCAUGAAUGCCAUUUCUUUCGGCUUUGUUGCUACAGCCAUCUUGAUAUCAAUGUUUCUUAUCAUGGCUAUCUUUGAACACCUUUUUCGGCCGAAUCCUGGCUUUUCUUCACCUGAUCAAGUUACUGAGUCUGGAGAAGGAGCAGAGAAACUGGGGAAUCCACACAGAGUAUCGACAUCAUAUGCAUCUGAUUUCUCAGUAGUGAUGCCAGGAGAGCAAUACCCUACCUACAUUGCUCAACCUGCUCCCCUCCCUUGCUCAAGGGAAGGCAUCUAUUGGCCCUCCCAUGAACAUAAUUUUGUAUUUCCUUAAGCGUGUAGUCAUACAUCAAACUGAAAGCAUCAUCCUAUGUAUAUUUUAUCAACAAUCAACCUUCCUCCUUUCUGAUACUCCAUUAUCCAAUGAAAUAUUGUUAUCUUGAAGCCGGUCUGCCGAAGAAACUACUUUUGUGCAGGAUGUAGUACUUCAGCGGCUUAAUGAGGUCCAAAAUCGAUAGUCAGAUAAUGCCUCAACAAGUCUAUUUUUGAUUUGGCAAAUGACCAAUUCGAAAGGUCAAUAUUCCUAUGUUUUCCUCGAGUUCUUUGUUAAACUGAUUCUUUAGCAGUAAACCAUUAAGUUUAUGCUUGCAUGGAAGUCACUUCAACUGUCAAAAGAUUGUUUGUGACUGAAUUUGAGCUAUCAAAACUUUUGCAUUAACUUGUAUAGAAAAGAAAGCAAGU
Theobroma umbraticum is the source of this 1817-nucleotide messenger RNA. RefSeq lists its product as uncharacterized. NCBI's taxonomy places the organism in Eukaryota, Viridiplantae, Streptophyta, Magnoliopsida, Malvales, Malvaceae. The record is from RefSeq and is a predicted model, not a curated record.